Didymella exigua CBS 183.55 is the source of this 1729-nucleotide messenger RNA. Its product is annotated as FAD-binding domain-containing protein. The record is from RefSeq and is a predicted model, not a curated record. NCBI's taxonomy places the organism in Eukaryota, Fungi, Ascomycota, Dothideomycetes, Pleosporales, Didymellaceae. The transcript has 2 exons. Gene Ontology annotation, molecular function: FAD binding. Bases 483 to 1631 code for a protein of 382 amino acids.
CGCGUUCGCAACUGCAAAUCCCAGGGUUUGCGUCGCCAGCAUGGUCCUCCCUCACACAGCCAAUCAGGCACGCAUCGCCAACGCAUCCGCUCUUACACAACGGAGGGGCUGAAACCCCACAAUCCACGCCACAUCACAACCAUCUUUGCCCCUCUUCCUUUCUCUGUUACUUGACCUCUCACAGAAGAAGGUAUGCAAGAGAACGAUCCCACACAGUACGACGCCCUCGUGGCUGCAGGUCUGCAGUAUCUGGCCUCCACGCCCAACUCAAAGCCCUACGCAGACCGCCAGGCUUCUUACUGGGCGGCUAACGUCCCCAUGCAUCCCAAUUGCAUCGUCCAGCCUCGUAAAAUAGAGGAUGUAUCGCGCAUCGUCCGAGUGCUUGCCAAAGUCGACGGCCCCCUUGCCCUCCGUAGUGGUGGUCAUACCCAGUGGCGGGAUCCAACGAUGUCAAAAACGGAGUUACAAUCGACCUUGGUCGAAUGACUGGAGUAACUUACGACGAACAGACGAAGCUGGCCUCGAUUCAGCCCGGAGUCCGAUGGCAUGGCGUUUACCAGGAGCUCUUGAAGCACCAUGUCUGUGUCACUAGCGGCCGCGAUGGUAACGUUGGGGUGGGUGGCUUCCUGACUGGAGGAGGCAUAUCGUAUCAUGCCGGAGAGAAUGGAUUAGGCUGCGACAACGUAGCCAACUUCGAGGUCGUUCUCGCUUCUGGGGAAAUCAUUAACGCGAAUGCCAACUCGCACGCUGACCUCUGGAAGGAAUUGAAGGGUGGCUCAGGGAACUUUGGCAUUGUUACGCGUUUUGAACUUUACACGUUCCCAGCGCCAGAUGUUUGGGGUGGUCCUCGAAUCACAACCAGAGACCAGGGCGAUAAGCUUGCAAAGUGGACGGUCGAUUUUACGAACGAGAACCACAAAAUGCCGCAUACUGCGACAAUCCUGAACUAUACCUUCAAUCUUGGAUUACCGGGAAUGAUUUCCAUCGUCCAGAUGCUUGUGGACACCAGCGGAACAACCGAAUCACCUGCAUUUGACAGCCUUUUAAAGGAACCAGCUGUCCACAGUGUACUGGAGAAGCAGAGCAUGGCACAGCUUGUUGCAAACUCAACUCUAAGACCUAAUCAGCAUCAAAUAUGGUUCACACUCACGUUCAAGAACGACGUCGAAAUCAUCAAACAUGCCGCGGAACUGCACGAUGUGAUGGUAGACGAGCUCAAGAGCCUGUUACCAAGCGAUCACUUUUCCACCCAAUGUAUCUUCCAACCCUGGCCAAAACUUUUCGCUCAACACUCUGUUAGAAGAGGGGGCAAUGUACUGGGUCUCGAUUACGUCAAGGAGAACUCGCUGUUGUGGGCGGUCGUUGGCUCAACAGACACUGCCGCGGAGCAUGCAAUCAUGCGGGAGAAGCUGACGAUCUUCAAGACCGCGCUAGAGGAGUUUGCGAGAUGUGGAAAUCUCUUGAUGGACUGGCAAUAUCUGAACUACGUCGACGAGACGCAGCGCCCGCUUGAGAGCUACGGCGAGAAGAACAUAAACUUCAUCCGCGAGGUUGCUCUGAAGUACGAUCCCACUGGCAUGUUUCAGGCCAAGAUAGUGUCAGGUUGGAAGAUAUCGAAGGUUGGCAUUUGAGAUUAUAGGUCUAGAGAGGAGGUAUAAUGCGCUGUAUAAUUAAGUCAAAUCACAUCCAUAGCACACAAGAAAGUUUACACCAACUACGACAAAUGCCU